AUGGCACGAGCUAUCGAGAGAUUGAAACAGAUUCAAGAAACCAUAUCACCACAACCUAUUGUUCAGAGCGGCGAUAUAGUCAAAGAGACUCCAAAGGAGCUCUGGAAACCCAGAGAUCGGCCUUUUGACUCGGCACCUUCAGUCAAGGCGAUCAUCGUCGGUGCAGGGAUUGCUGGUGUCUCUGCUUCUAUAUUGAUUCCUCGGAAAGUCGCCAAUCUAUCCUACAAGGUUUUUGAAAGACAAGAUGCGGUCGGUGGUACUUGGGCACAGAAUCGCUAUCCUGGUGUGAGGUGUGACAUUCCAUCCCACAGUUAUCAACUCACCUUUGCCCCAAACACUCACUGGUCUGAAUAUUAUUCUUCGGGAGCCGAGAUCCGCCAGUACUACGAAAGGCUUGUGAAGGAGUUUGGAGUUGAUGACCACCUGUACCUCAAACACGAGGUCUUGUCUACUAUUUGGUCAGAUGAUAUAAAGCAGUGGGUGGUCAAAGUCCAGAAUUUAACCACUGGAGAUAUUUUCACGGAAACAUCGGAUUUUUUUAUAUCUGCUGCUGGUAGAUUGAAUGUUCCUAAAUAUCCAAAGAUACCCGGUCUCGAGACAGUUUACAAAGGGAUUGUGGCUCAUACCGCAGAGUGGACAGACGACCUUACCAAGAAGCUGAAAGGUAAACGUGUCGCGGUGAUAGGCAAUGGGGCCAGCGGGCAACAGAUCUUUGUCGACAUACUUGACGACACCGCACAUAUUGACCAAUAUGUCAGGUCCAGGCAAUGGAUCGUUUCGGCGUUCAAUCCAAACCUCAUCGCUCCCAAAAUUGGCUUGCCAGGGGCGCAUGUAUUCACUGACGAAGAGAAGACGAACUUUGACAAGGAUCCCAAGGCAUACCAAGAGUAUCGCCGGACAAUAGAGGGAUAUUUCCACGGCAGAUACGAGGGAAUGAUUUCCGGCAGUAAGGAAAAUGACCAGAUACGCCAGAAAUACGAGGAGGAAUUAUUGGCACGACUCGGAGGAGAUAAGUCCUGGUACAAUCGCCUGGUCCCUGACUUUGCACCAGGAUGUAAGCGACCAAUCCCUUCAGCAGGGUAUCUCGAUGCAAUCCGCCAUCCAAAGGUGGACUACAUAGACAGUACGACAAUCACACAUGCUACAGAGACAGGGCUGGUGACAGACGACGGAAAAGAGAGACCUGUCGAUAUUGUCAUUGUAGCUACUGGCUUCCGCAAUGGCUUUCUCCCUUUAUUUCCCACAAUCGGGAAGAAUGGGAUAGAUUUGGGCAAACGGUGGGCUGAGGAUGGCCCGAUCGGAUAUCCAGAGACAUACUUUGGUAUCAUGGCACCCAACUUUCCGAACUACUUUGCAGUCGUCCAGGCGAAUACUAAUGGCCUGGGAGGUACAUUUCCUCUGCAAACGGAGAUUUCUGCUACGUAUAUUUCCAAGGUUAUCCGCAAAGUUCAGGGUCAAGGAUACCGGGCUAUAUACCCAUCGCAAGAGGCAACAGACGACUUCAACGAAAUUAUAACUGCAUUCUUUGACGACAAGGUGAUUGGCGACCAAUGUGAUGGCUGGUGGAAAAGUGGAUUUGGAAAGUCCCGACCUUUGGUUUCAUGGCCUGGAACAGGCCAUCACCGAUUUGAUAUCAGCCGCGAUCCGCGAUGGGAGGAUUUUGUCUUUGAAAGAUCUGAAGGAGGAAAGAGGAAUAGAUUUGAGUACUUUGGAAAUGGAUACACAGAGCGUGAGAAGUCUGGCGGCAAAGAUUCGCUGACGAGUUAUCUCAAGGAAGUUGGGAAAAUUGACAUUGCAACUCUGCACGAGAAUUGGAAUGAUUAG
Messenger RNA from Talaromyces stipitatus ATCC 10500, 1824 nucleotides. Its product is annotated as dimethylaniline monooxygenase, putative. The record is from RefSeq and is a predicted model, not a curated record. The transcript is spliced from 5 exons. Lineage: Eukaryota; Fungi; Ascomycota; Eurotiomycetes; Eurotiales; Trichocomaceae. Bases 1 to 1824 code for a protein of 607 amino acids.